Tachyglossus aculeatus (Australian echidna) is the source of this 1736-nucleotide messenger RNA. It is a transcript of the gene ARFGAP2, whose product is annotated as ADP ribosylation factor GTPase activating protein 2. Gene Ontology annotation, biological process: COPI coating of Golgi vesicle. The transcript is spliced from 17 exons. Gene Ontology annotation, molecular function: GTPase activator activity. Bases 1 to 1614 code for a protein of 537 amino acids. The record is from RefSeq and is a predicted model, not a curated record. Lineage: Eukaryota; Metazoa; Chordata; Mammalia; Monotremata; Tachyglossidae.
AUGGCGGCGGCGGCGGCGGGGCCCGGCAAGGCCCAGAUCCAGGCCGUGCUCAGGAGGCUCCGCGCCCUGCCCACCAACAAGGCCUGUUUCGACUGCGGAGCCAAGAACCCCAGCUGGGCCAGCAUCACGUACGGCGUCUUCCUCUGCAUCGACUGCUCCGGGGUGCAUCGCUCCCUGGGGGUGCACCUGACAUUUAUCAGGUCCACGGAACUGGAUUCCAACUGGAGCUGGUUCCAGCUGAGGUGCAUGCAGGUCGGGGGCAACGCCAACGCGACAGCUUUCUUUCGCCAGCACGGCUGCACCACAAACGACGCCAACUCCAAGUACAACAGUCGGGCGGCCCAGACCUACAGGGAGAGGAUCCGCCAGCUGGGCAGCGCCGCCCUGGCCAGGCACGGCAGCGAGCCGUGGAUAGAGAGCGGGAACGCCGUCCCCGGCCACUCCCCGGAAAAGAACGAUUCGGACUUCUUCACGGAGCAUACCCAGCUGCCCUCUGCCUGGGACGUACCAGUGGCCGAGCCCUCCCAAGCGUCUGAGCCGCAGCAGUCAGCAGAGAACAGCGUCCCAGGACAGCCCGGGCCAGGCCCCAACGUUGACCUCCUCGGCACGUCUCCCAAAGCCCCCUUGGAGUCCGUGCGUCUGUCGUCACAAGGGUCAGCUCCCGUCAGAGAGUUGAAGUCCACCAUCAUCGGCAAGAAGAAGCCCCCAACGACCAAGAAAGGGCUGGGAGCCAAGAAGGGCCUGGGGGCCCAGAAGGUGAGCAGCCAGAGCUUCAGCGAGAUGGAGCGGCAAGCCCAGGUGGCGGAGAAGCUCCGGGAGCAGCAGGCGGCCGAAGCCAAGAAGCAAGCAGAGGAGUCCAUAGUCAGUUCCAUGCGGCUCGCCUACCAGGAGCUGCAGAUCGACCGCAAGAAGGAGGAGAAGAAGCUGCAGAACCUGGAAGGGAAGAAGCGGGAGCAAGCAGAGAGGCUGGGCAUGGGCCUCGUGUCGCGGAGCUCCGUGUCCCACUCGGUGCUGUCCGAGAUGCAGGUGAUCGAGCAGGAGACUCCGCUGAGCGCCAAGCCCUCCCGCUCCCAGCUGGACCUGUUGGACGACGCGGGCGGCUUCGCUUCCGGCCCACCCAAGUACAAGGACAACCCAUUCUCCCUGGGGGACAGCUUUGGCUCCCGCUGGGACACGGACUCCUGGGGAGCGGACAGGGCGGACGAGAAGGAAGCGGAGGUGACCAUCUCCAGCAUCCGGCCCGUUGCCGAAAGACCCACGAACCGCAGAGAGGCAGAGAGCCGGGCCGCGGCCCUGGAAUCGAGUGAAGCCCGGCAGAAAUUCGCAGGAGCCAAAGCCAUCUCCUCAGACAUGUUCUUUGGCCGGGAGGCGGACGCGGAGUACGAAGCCAGGUCGCGGCUGCAGCAGCUCUCGGGCAGCAGCGCCAUCAGCUCCUCAGACCUCUUCGGGGAGAGCGACGGACCCCAGGCGGCAGGGAGCGUGUCUCUGGGGAACGUGCUCCCGGCCGCCGACAUCGCGCAGUUCAAGCAAGGGGUGAAGUCGGUGGCCGGAAAGAUGGCCGUCCUGGCCAAUGGUGUGAUGACUUCUCUGCAGGAUCGCUACAGCUCCUACUGAUGAUCCAGGAUCCGCCGCGGCUCGGCCGCGCGGACACGCAGCGAGAGCCUCGCGUUCCCAGGGCCGGAGACACUCGCUCCGUUGCAGGGCUGGGGGUGUGAGUGAGAGACAGAAAGAGAGUA